Molecule: messenger RNA, 1609 nt
Organism: Centropristis striata (black sea bass)
Lineage: Eukaryota; Metazoa; Chordata; Actinopteri; Perciformes; Serranidae
Gene: parvaa
Product: parvin, alpha a
Exons: 13
Coding region: 260-1378 (372 amino acids)
Biological process (GO): substrate adhesion-dependent cell spreading; actin cytoskeleton organization; cilium assembly
Cellular component (GO): actin cytoskeleton; cytoplasm; focal adhesion
Molecular function (GO): actin binding
Source: RefSeq, a predicted model, not a curated record
GGGCUCCCUGCCCGCGGUCGCUCGGUCGGUCCGCAGCCUCCUGCCUCGCUGCUCUGAACUCCGCCAGCCCUCCCCAACAGAGGAGGGGCCUCCCACUGCAGCCAACUUCGGGAAAAUGUCUGGAAUUCCGUUUCCGCUUUAGGGAGUGGACGGUGAUUUUUUUUUUUUUUUUACUUUCCAACCAACUUUCAUAUCAUCGAGAAGAAGUCGGGUGGUUUUUGCGUUACCUACCCCGGAGUAAACUAUCGCUACGACGACGAUGGCUUCUUCGCCUCAGAAGUCUCCGUCCUCCCCGAAGUCUCCGACGCCAAAAUCACCGUCCUCCAGAAAGAAAGAUGACUCUUUCCUGGGAAAACUUGGUGGAACUUUGGCAAGAAGGAAAAAGGCGAAAGAAGUGUCUGAGCUUCAGGAAGAGGGAAUAAAUGCUAUCAACCUUCCUCUCAGCCCUUCCCACUACGAGCUGGACCCGGAGGACACAAUGCUAGAGGAGAACGAAGUGCGCACCAUGGUCGACCCCAACUCCAAGAACGACCGUAAACUGCAAGAACUCAUGAAGGUGCUGAUCGACUGGAUAAAUGAUGUUCUGGUGGGGGAGAGGAUCAUUGUGAAGGAUCUGGCUGAAGAUCUGUAUGAUGGACAGGUGCUGCAGAAGCUAUUUGAAAAGCUGGAAGGUGAGAAACUGAACGUGGCAGAAGUGACCCAGUCCGAGAUCGCCCAGAAACAGAAGCUGCAGACGGUUUUAGAGCGCAUCAAUGACUCACUGAAACUCUCCACCAGGAACAUCCGCUGGAACGUUGACUCCGUUCAUGCUAAGAGCAUAGUUGCUAUCCUGCACCUGUUGGUGGCGGUGUCGCAACACUUCAGAGCACCAAUCAGAUUGCCAGACCACGUUUCUAUUCAGAUAGUGGUCGUCCAGAAAAGAGAGGGCAUCCUCCAGUCCAGACAAAUUCAAGAGGAGAUCACUGGCAACACAGAGGCUUUCUCUGGCAGACACGAGCGUGACGCUUUCGACACCCUGUUUGACCAUGCUCCAGAUAAACUGAAUGUUGUCAAAAAGACACUGAUCACAUUCGUGAACAAACACCUCAAUAAGCUCAACCUUGAGGUGUCUGAAUUGGACACACAGUUUGCAGAUGGCGUUUAUCUGGUAUUGCUGAUGGGGCUGUUGGAGGGAUACUUUGUGCCGCUCUACAACUUCUUCCUCACACCAGAGAAUUUUGACCAAAAGGUCCACAACGUGUCCUUCUCCUUUGAACUGAUGCAGGAUGGAGGUCUGGAGAGACCAAAGCCCCGACCAGAGGAUAUAGUGAACUGUGACCUCAAAUCAACACUGCGCGUCCUCUACAACCUCUUCACCAGGUACAGGAACGUAGACUGAGCACCAUGUGUGGCAGAAGGGAACACUUAAAUAACAUGGACCACCUUUUUAGAGCUUAAAAUAAUGUUUUUUCUUUCCAUUUGUUGUAAAAGUCUGUUUUUAUCUGAAUGCAUGCAUCACAUUUUGCCCCUGUUGGAUAAUGUACACAAAUCUGUAUUUAAAAAAAAAAAAAUUCCUACAGAGAUAUUUGGCUUGUGUGAAACAAAAUGUUUGACUUUUAUUGUAAAUUGA